GCCAGCUGCAGGGGGGUCCAGUCAGUGGGAGGCUUCACUCUGGCCUGUAAGCGGAGUCACGAUCAUCCACUCUGAAUCGUGUUUUCUUUGCAUGUUUGAGCGGACACCAUGAAUAAAGGGGACGAAACAGAGGAAGUGGAGAUUGACUUGGGGGACUCCAGCGACCCAGAAGAAUAUGAAAAUGAGGAGGAACCAGAGACACUGUGGAAGGCCCCUCCUGCCCUGGAAGAGGAGGAAAACAUUCAUACGUCUACACUAGUGGAAAUCAGUGAUACCAAGCCUCUGAUUAAUUCCAGAGACCCGAGAGGUAUCAAUGACACCCUCAAGGUUACGUUUGAGGAUGUGAUCGCUGAGCCGGUGUCGGUGCGCAGCGGGGACAGAGUGUGGAUCUGGAGCAAUGCGCUGUUUGAGGUGUCCAGGGUUUGGAUUUACAGGAUAGUCACAGUGCUUCUUGCCAUCCCCAUGUCCGUUAUAUCUGGUCUCCUCUUUGCCGUCCUCAGCUGCUUCCACAUCUGGAUGGUCAGUCCCUGCAUCCACUGUGUCCUCAUUGGCACUCGCUGGCUCCAGAACCUGUGGAGCAUUGUGCUGGGCAUCAUUGUGCAACCUUUAUUCACAAGUGCUGGGAAAUGCUGCGGAGGCUUCAGCAUUCACUUGGCCAAAGAAUGAGACUGGGACUGUUUGUGUCCUGUUCUCGUGGACCUAGCCCAAGUGGAUAUUGAUUCUUAAAUAUUUAAUUAAAAAAAAGAAAGUACAGCACACAUUUUUGACAGUUAAAAUUGCUUUGAACAAAGCCUUGGUAUCAGUUUAAGUGCUUCUUAUCUGGGUUAUGUAAUUUGGAGUUUCCUGGACCUGACACAGUAACAAAAAGAAGCUCAACGCAGGAUUACUUUUCCUUUGUUUCUUUUUCUUUCUUUUUUUAUGUUCUUGCUCUGCGUGCUGUAUGCUUUCUCACCCUGAUAUUAAGAUUUCAACGUGAUUCAGCAGUGCUUGUUAUGCAAAUUUGGUUAUAUAAGCUCUCAUAAUGCUUAGCUUUUAUUUUCUACUACAAUAAGUUUAAAUUUUAAAGCUCCUCCCCAGGUAUUUCAGGAGGAGUGUAAAAAAACUAUUCAUAUGCUUUGAUUGGUAAUUAAUGUUGGAUAAAAAUUCAAUUACUUGGUUAGAAAAUGACAUUAAAAUGACACCUUCUCUGCCCUUGAAAGAUACUCUGACUCUGUGCAAGUGCGCAAACGUCCUCCCAAAAUGUAAAUGCUGGACAUGAGAUGUCGCCUGCAUCACCGAACGCCUGAACGAUCCAGGUCUCCACGUCACACAUGGGAGAGAGUUUCCUCUUUUAAAGGCGUCUGGUAGCAGUCUCUGCACAUACAUCUAUGUAUGUACGUGCAAUCACAGCAAUCACAACUAACCUAAAGGGGUUUCCAGCGCAUUUCAGUAGAACAGACAAACGCGUUAUAUUGAAUGCAUUAACCUGGGAGGAAGAAGCAAUAAAAUACAUGAUUUAAUGUUCUACUCUUCACACUCUAAUUGUUGCUUAGAUAUUUACUUACACAUUUAAAAAUCAAAUGGUCUUGCUGUGGGAACAUAAAAAAAAAAAAAAGAUGUACUUUACUUUAGUGGACAAAAGCAAGUCCCCACAAAUGAAAUAAUUCCAUUUUUGGCUGGAGGCUUGAUUUAACUGAAUUAACGUUUGAGUUAGAGGGAGAGCGAGGCAUGUUAGUAUUUCCAGCGGUGGUAGGCGUCAGUGAUGAAUGUAAAUCAGUGUAAUGUCCUUUAAAGUGAUGAAGACCGUUGUGUGUGCAUGUGUGCGUCCCGUUAUCUGACGGGACGUGUCAGCAGUGCCUUCUGUGUGUCUGACAGUCUGAGGUAGUUAUCAGUGGCAGCUGCCUGCCGGCAUUUUUUGGAUUGGAAUACCACUGAGGUGUAUUUUGGUUGAUUCACUGCCGCUCCCACAGCCGACAGGAUCACAGCCAGGAGGGACGUCCACAUCCACAACAGAGUGGCAGAGCUCACCGACACAUACGACACAUUAAAAAGAAAAGAUGCAUGAAUGGAAUGAAGUUCUUCAGACAUCAGCAUAUACAGUAUUUCUGUUUGUGAAGACUUGUAUUUACAGUAUGUAUGAAUAUGUAAAUGUGUAAAAAAUAAAUAAAUAACUCCCCACUUA
Molecule: messenger RNA, 2161 nt
Organism: Mugil cephalus (flathead mullet)
Lineage: Eukaryota; Metazoa; Chordata; Actinopteri; Mugiliformes; Mugilidae
Gene: cav4a
Product: caveolin 4a
Exons: 3
Coding region: 109-666 (185 amino acids)
Biological process (GO): caveola assembly
Cellular component (GO): caveola
Molecular function (GO): molecular adaptor activity
Source: RefSeq, a predicted model, not a curated record